This is a messenger RNA of Ziziphus jujuba (common jujube), 2201 nucleotides long. RefSeq names its product 2-isopropylmalate synthase 2, chloroplastic. Gene Ontology annotation, molecular function: 2-isopropylmalate synthase activity. Gene Ontology annotation, biological process: L-leucine biosynthetic process. Bases 80 to 1990 code for a protein of 636 amino acids. NCBI's taxonomy places the organism in Eukaryota, Viridiplantae, Streptophyta, Magnoliopsida, Rosales, Rhamnaceae. The record is from RefSeq and is a predicted model, not a curated record. Gene Ontology annotation, cellular component: chloroplast. The transcript is spliced from 12 exons.
GUAUAAAACCCCGAGAUUUUUCUUUUUACACAUUAUUUUCCCUCUUCUUCUUCUUCUUCUUCUUCUUCUUCGGUCAUAAAUGGCGUCUGCCAUUUUCACUCAUCCCAACUUCUCACACUCACACACAACUCCUUCACUCAACGCCUGCACCAGAAACCCACAAACACACUUCCUUUUCCAACGCACUACCCCCAAGAAAUCCAUUUCUCAAUCUUCCUUUUCCUCCAUUCUCAAAACCUCCUUUGAACCCCAACCCAGAACCCGAAUCCACUGCUCCCAAAUCCCCGACUCUUUUCCGGCGUCUGGGUAUCGACCUGAAUACAUCCCCAAUCGGAUCUCCGACCCCAACUAUGUCCGAAUCUUCGACACCACUCUACGUGACGGCGAGCAGAGUCCCGGAGCCUCACUGACCUCCAAGGAGAAGCUUGACAUUGCUCGGCAGCUUGCGAAGCUCGGCGUCGAUAUAAUCGAAGCCGGGUUUCCGGCGGCUUCAAAGGAUGACUUCGAGGCCGUGAAGCAGAUUGCUAAGGAGGUUGGGAAUGCUGUGGAUAAAGAUGGGUAUGUGCCUGUGAUUUGUGGGUUGUCAAGGUGUAAUGAGAAGGAUAUUAGGAAGGCUUGGGAGGCUGUAAAGUAUGCGAAAAAGCCGAGGAUUCAUACUUUUAUUGCAACCAGUCCGAUUCAUAUGGAAUAUAAGUUGAGGAAGAGCAAGGACGAGGUGAUCAAGAUUGCUAGGAGUAUGGUGAAGUUUGCUAGGAGUUUGGGUUGUGAAGAUGUUGAGUUUAGCCCUGAAGAUGCUGGCAGGUCUGAGAGGGAAUUUCUGUAUCAGAUUUUGGGUGAAGUUAUAAAGGCUGGAGCAACAACUCUCAACAUACCUGACACUGUGGGUUAUACUUACCCAGAAGGAUUUGGAGAAUUGAUUGCUGACAUAAAAUCCAAUACCCCAGGAAUUGAAAAUGUUAUUAUUUCAACUCACUGCCAAAAUGAUCUAGGACUUGCUACGGCCAACACUCUUGAGGGGGCACGUGCAGGUGCAAGACAAGUUGAAGUAACAAUCAAUGGCAUUGGUGAAAGAGCUGGUAACGCAUCGUUAGAAGAGGUUGUGAUGACCUUGAAAUGCCGUGGAGAUGAUGUAUUUAAGGGACUUCGUACCGGAAUCAAUACAAAACACAUCUAUUUGACAAGCAAGAUGGUUGAGGAAUACACAGGAUUGCAUGUACAGCCACAUAAGGCUAUUGUUGGAGCUAAUGCUUUUGCUCAUGAAAGUGGUAUCCAUCAGGAUGGAAUGCUUAAGCACAAAGGAACAUAUGAAAUCAUAUCACCUGAAGAUAUUGGAUUUGAACGAGCCGAUGAAGCUGGCAUUGUCCUUGGAAAACUUAGUGGACGACAUGCUUUAAGGCGCCGGUUAGAGGAGCUUGGUUAUGAUCUUCAAGACGAACAACUCGAAAGUAUAUUCUGGCAAUUCAAAGCAGUAGCUGAACAGAAAAAGAGAAUAACCGAUGCUGAUUUGAGAGCGUUGGUCUCAGAUGAAGUUUUUCAACCUGAAGUGGUUUGGAAACUUCUUGAUUUACAGGUUACAUGUGGAACCCUUGGUCUUUCAACAGCAACUGUUAAACUCAUUAAUGCUGAUGGGGAAGAGCAUGUUGCUUGUUCUGUUGGAACAGGUCCAGUGGAUUCAGCUUACAAAGCUGUUGAUCUCAUUGUGGAGGAACCAGUAACACUCCUUGAGUACUCUAUGAAUGCAGUUACAGAAGGUAUCGAUGCAAUCGCCACUACUCGAGUCCUAAUCCGAGCAGAAAAAAGUCGUACAUCCACUAAUGUUUUAACCGGAGAAACAGUUCAACGAACGUUUAGUGGCAUUGGAGCUGGAAUGGAUAUCGUUGUUUCAAGCGUUAAGGCUUACAUUGGUGCGAUAAACAAGAUGUCAGGUUUCAAAGAAAGGUCUCCGAUUCCAAGUACCAUCGCUGAAGAAAGAACCCCAGUGUCUGCAUGAAGAGUUGCAAAAAACGCAAUUCUUAUGAUUAUAGUGUCAUAGUGUAAGAUUUCCUUGUGAAUUCAUAUUUGUUGUGCAAAAUGUGUGGAAAUUUUGAUGGAAAUGCUAUUGUUCAGGUUGUGAUAGGUGUUGUUGUUAGUGAAACUUGUAAAACUAAAUUCAAGGUUUUUGACUUGAUGACAGGUCUAUUUCUAAUUUUUAUUUUCUUGAA